Molecule: messenger RNA, 2229 nt
Organism: Juglans microcarpa x Juglans regia
Lineage: Eukaryota; Viridiplantae; Streptophyta; Magnoliopsida; Fagales; Juglandaceae
Product: pentatricopeptide repeat-containing protein At2g13600-like
Exons: 1
Coding region: 55-1476 (473 amino acids)
Biological process (GO): RNA modification
Molecular function (GO): RNA binding; protein binding
Source: RefSeq, a predicted model, not a curated record
GUAUGCCUAAUAAGGUAACACGGUAACACCGAAACCUCAUUGCUUCAAAUUUCUAUGUCCAACCAAUGCAGCUUACGCAAAGCACCAAGCUUGGAUUCUAUCACUGGCUUCUUAAACCACUGUUCCCAAUGGAAAAAUCUUGGACCCAUCAAGAAGCUCCACGCUCACCUACUCAGAACAGGCUUGCUGUUUAGCUCCCUUAAUUUUCUUGCUGAACUCAUCCGCUCAUACGCCUCAUGUCACAAAGACAACCUUCAAAAUUUCUUGAAGUGCAUGAACCCGGGGAACCCACUACCCUUCAAUAUAAUAUUAUCCGACUUUAACCGAAAUGGGUUGGCAUUUAACGCCCUAAAAACCUUUUCUUUCAUGCACAUCAAUGGGGUGCCUAUGGAUACUUACACAUUGUGUAGCUCUUUAGCAGCUUCGUCAUCUAUCAGAAAUGUUAGAUUCGGUCAGCAGGUGCAUGCCCUUGUGGCCAAAUCAGGUUGGUCAUCUAGUGUAUUCGUAGGAAGCGCUCUAAUCGAUUUGUACGCAAAGUUGUUGGUUAUCGAGGAUGCAGAAGCGAUGUUUGAUGAAAUUCCUGCAAAAAACACGGUGUGUGCUAAUGCACUUCUAUCAGGUUAUGGUGAGGCUAAGAUGUGGCUUGAGGGACUUGAACUGGUUCUUAAGAUGCCUGCAUUGAAUUUGGAUUAUGAUCACUUCACAUUGUCAGCAAUAUUGCAUGCGUGUGCUGGGCUAUCUGCUAUUAAAGUCGGGAUCCAGGUGCAUGCUCAUUUGAUCCGUACGCUAUAUGAUGUGGAAAAAGAUGUGUUUCUGAAGAGUUCGUUGAUUGAAAUGUAUGGAAAGUGUGGCGUAGUUGGGAAGGCUUGGAAAGUCUUUAAUUUGGCAGGGGUUAGAAGAGGAGAGUGUCAAGGGGAUGUUGUUUUAUGGACUUCAAUGCUUGGUGUGUAUGGUAGAAACGGAUACUUUGAAGAAGUUGUUCAAUUAUACCAAGAAAUGUUAAAGGAAGGGAUUAAACCAGAUGAGGUGGCAUUUGUGACAGUCCUUUCUGCUUGUGGUCACACUGGCCAAGUGAACCUUGGGGUCAAGUUUUUCGAAUCAAUGACUCGUGACUUCGGGUUGUUCCCUGGCCAAGAGCACUACAGUUGUCUGAUUGACUUGCUUUGUAGGGCUGGUCAGUUAGAUAGGGCAUGGAAGCUGGUGAAUGGGACUCUUUAUAAAGGGCAUGGCAGUUGCAGCGUUUCCAUGUGGGGUGCUUUGCUUAGCGCCUGCCAGGAUUGUGGAAAUAUAGAGUUGGGCAAGUUGGCUGCUCAAAAGGCACUUGAAUUGGAUCCACAGAAUGUGGGGGUAUAUGUUAUAUUAUCAAAUUUAUAUGCAAAAUUUGGUAUGUGGAAUGAGAUUGAGAAGUUGAGGUUAUUGAUGAAAGAGAGAGGGUUAAAGAAAGAGAUUGGAUGUAGUUGGAUUGAGGUCACGUAGCUCUGAAAGAGGAAUAUGUACAACAUCUGAGGUUUUGCUUUAUCAGAUGUCUCGACUCUAAAUCUAAAGCUACCUCUAAUGGCCUGUAAACUCAAGUUCUGAUGAUGCAAGUGAUUAAAUGGAAGCAUUUAAUAGAAGUUGAAACAGGAAGUGACAAGAAGGGAGAUGGAAAUCUACGUUGGGUAAUGUUAUAUAUGAAGCUUGUAAUUAAAAUGUUUGUAAUGGAAUCUCCAAGUCUGAAGUUCAGAAGUUACUUAUAAAGAAAGAAAGGGGUCUGAGGUCUGAGGUCUGAAGUUGACAAGCUUAUGGACUAUUAGUCAAGAACAAGAACAAAAGUGAAGCUAAAUCCCGGCUGAAACCAGAACCUUCAAAAUACACUUGGUCUACCCAAAGACCCAAGGCUGCAAUCCCUGCAAGCAGGUUAGCAUCUCUCAUCUGGAAAACGAAAUGCAUCAGUCAAAGUUUCAUCUGGGAUCUCUGUUUUUGCAAGUGGUUGGGUGACCCCCAGUCAUACUAUGGGGCUUUGCAUCGGUGAUUGUAUUAUUAGUUGUGUAUGAGUUCCUAUUACUUGGAUGAAAGGGAAACACCUCAAUUUGGUGAAUUGUGGUAACGGGCAUUGUAACAAACCCAAUUAACUUGGGCCGGGCUUGAUGGGCCUCCGGCUAAUCUUUUGGUACAUUGGAUUUAUUAAAUUUGUCCUAGUUGGCCGGAGUGGUGAUUUAGAAACCCAUGUGCUUUCUGCUUAAUUAUCUA